Messenger RNA from Pyrus x bretschneideri (Chinese white pear), 3246 nucleotides. RefSeq names its product pentatricopeptide repeat-containing protein At1g74850, chloroplastic. The record is from RefSeq and is a predicted model, not a curated record. Gene Ontology annotation, molecular function: protein binding. Lineage: Eukaryota; Viridiplantae; Streptophyta; Magnoliopsida; Rosales; Rosaceae.
CGUGCGACAGAACUGGUUUAAAUUUGACACGACCCGCUAACUCUUCCCGCUUUCUUCCCCCUAUUAUCCACAACCAGUUCCACGUGUCCUUCUUCAAGCUCAGUCCUUCCCACCCGGUCUCCUCUUCUGCUGUCUCCUGUAACUUUCUCGAGAAAAUUCACAGAGAAAAUCCAAUCCGAAGCUCCGAAAGCUCCUGCGAGCUUAAUUACCGAAAUGUCCUUCUCCCCCACGCUCUCCAUUUCCAGCUCUUCGCCUAUAUCCACCUCAGUUUCCAUAAUUAACCCCAAGUCCCACCAGCUCACCGUCGUCAUCAAGGCCCCGGACUCGUCCGUGCACCGGAGAUUCUUAUCCGUCCGCCAUAACUUCCUCUCCGGCGACCGUCGUCUGGCGUUCUCUGCCAGGGCGAAGCCGAAGGAUCUCAUCCUCGGGAACCCGUCGGUGACGGUGGAGAAGAGGAAGUACAGCUACGACGUCGAAACCUUAAUUAACAAGCUCAGUAGCCUCCCUCCGCGCGGAAGCAUCGCUCGGUGCCUCGACAUUUUCAAGAACAAGCUGUCGCUGAACGACUUCGCUUUGGUGUUCAAGGAGUUUGCCUCGCGCGGUGAUUGGCAGCGGUCGCUCCGCCUCUUCAAGUAUAUGCAGCGCCAGAUAUGGUGCAAGCCGAACGAGCACAUAUAUACGAUAAUGAUCAGCUUGCUCGGCCGUGAGGGGCUGCUGGAUAAGUGCGCCGAGGUGUUCGACGAAAUGCCUAGCCAGGGCGUGGUCCGCAGCGUCUUCAGCUACACCGCAUUGAUCAAUGCCUACGGGCGUAACGGUCAGUACGAAACCUCCCUUGAAUUUCUUGAUAGAAUGAAGAAAGAUAAGGUUUCGCCGAGUAUUUUGACUUAUAAUAUUGUGCUCAAUGCUUGUGCAAGAGGUGGGUUGGAUUGGGAAGGGUUGUUAGGAUUGUUUGCCGAAAUGCGGCACGAAGGAAUACAGCCGGACCUUGUUACUUACAAUACUUUGCUUAGUGCUUGUGCUGGUAGAGGGUUAGGUGAUGAGGCGGAGAUGGUGUUCAGGACUAUGAAUGAGGGUGGGAUUGUUCCGGAUAUAACCACGUAUCGUUACCUUGUUGAAGCUUUUGGUAAAUUGGACAAGCUCGAGAGAGUCUCGGAGCUUCUUAAAGAGAUGGAAGCUGGAGGGAAUUUGACUGAUAUUACGUCGUAUAAUGUGUUACUAGAGGCAUAUGCACAAUUGGGGUCGAUUAGAGAGUCAAUGGGUGUGUUUAGGCAGAUGCAGGCAGCAGGGUGUAUGCCAAAUGCCGCCACUUAUAGUAUUUUGUUGAACCUGUACGGGAGUCAUGGAAGGUAUGAUGAUGUUCGGGAGCUUUUUCUUGAGAUGAAAGUGAGCAAUACAGUGCCAGAUGCAGCUACGUAUAACAUUCUCAUACAAGUGUUUGGGGCGGGUGGGUAUUUUAAGGAGGUAGUGACUUUGUUUCAUGAUAUGGUGGAGGAGAAAAUUGAGCCCAAUAUGGAGACGUACGAAGGGCUGAUAUAUGCUUGUGGAAAGGGAGGACUCCAUGAGGAUUCCAAGAAAAUUUUACUUCACAUGCACGAGAAAGGAAUAGUGCCUAGUACCCAGGCCUAUACAGGGGUUAUUGAAGCGUAUGGGCAAGCGGCAUUGUAUGACGAAGCUCUUGUUGCCUUCAACAUAAUGAAUGAAGUGGGAAGCAAACCAUCAGUUGAAAGCUACAACUCGCUGAUACAUGCAUUUGCAAGAGGUGGAUUAUACAGGGAAACUGAAGCAGUCUUGUUGAUAACGGGCGAGGCUGGUGUUGCCAGGAAUGUCCAUACAGUAAAUGGCAUGAUAGAAGCUUUUAGGCAAGGUGGUCAAUUUGAAGAAGCUAUCAAGGCAUACGUUGAGAUGGAAAAGACAAGAUGUGAACCCGAUGAGUGGACCCUUGAGGCAGUUUUAAGCGUUUACUGCGUUGCAGGUCUUGUUAAUGAGUGUGAGGAGCACUUCCAAGAGAUUAAAGCCUCAGGAAUAUUACCAAGUGUCAUGUGCUACUGCAUGAUGCUUGCUGUUUAUGCAAGGAGUGACAGGUGGGAUGAUGCCUAUGAGUUGCUGAAUGAGAUGCUUACAAACAGGCAAUCAAAUAUUCAUCAGGUGAUUGGGCAGAUGAUCAAGGGAGACUACGAUGAUGACUCUAACUGGCAGAUGGUAGAAUAUGUUUUUGACAAAUUAAAAUCUGAGGGAUGCUGGUUGGCAAUGAGGUUCUACAACACUCUACUGGAAGCACUUUGGUGGCUGGGUCAGAAACAAAGAGCUGUGCGAGUUCUUAAUGAAGCAACACAGCGGGGGCUUUUUCCUGAACUUUUUCGUAAAAAUAAACUUGUGGCGUCUGUUGAUGUGCACAGGAUGUGGCAAGGUGGUGCAUAUACAGCAAUGUCAGUUUGGCUAAACAAUAUGUAUGAGAUGUUCCUCAAUGGCGAGGAUCUACCCCAUCUUGCAACUGUUGUCGUAGUACGAGGGAAGAUGGAGAAAAGCUCCAUAUCACAAGAACUACCUAGCAAGGCUGCCUAUACAUUUCUGCAGGAUAAUAUGCCAGCAUCCUUUUCUUUCCCAAAAUGGAACAAUGGUCGAAUACUCUGCCAGCGCCCUCAGCUCAAGCGGAUUCUAUCAAGCAUUGAACCAUCCACGGAGGGGUCCGAAAGGAAUAAUAUAACCACGUUAAGUAACUCUCCGUUUCCUCCUCCAGGAACAAAGACAUCCUCCAGUGCUGUCAAUAGUGGACGGUAUAAUGAUGCCAGUUCGGAUGAAAGAACUAGGACAAGAACAGAGCUUUUGACAAGCCCGGUUUAAAUACACACUCGAUAUACUCAUCAUCAGCUAACAGGUUUUGAAUGUUUUACCAACUUUUUUUCCCAAAUCAGAACGACGGGAAUGCUGCUUCACGAUAAGUUCACCGUUUGAUUUCUUAGAGUUUCAGUUUCAGUUUGACGGAGAAUGAUUUUCGGUCCUCACCACGAAAAAGGUCAGUUAAACGUUGUUUACAGUUUUUGAUACGAAGUCAGCUUUGGUCCUUGGAUUACCCGUGUAAGAGACCUCAAGCGGCGAGGAUUGUGUUUUUGUAGGGGUAGGUUAUUCUUUUUCAUGUGUAAAUGUACACUAGAAUUUUGCGUCGAGGAAAUCUUUGGAGACAAGUUCACACUUCACAAUAUAAACGACCUUAAAAGCUUAUGUACCAAUCAGACGCAGUAUAUUUCU